AUGGAAAACCUCUCCCUCCACGACCACAAUAAUGGCCCUGCCGGGCGACACGGUGGUGGGCUCCCGCCUUCGCUCCCACAUGGCCACCAGGCGUAUCCCCCCCCUUCCCACCCCAACCCCCCUCACCCUGGCUUCCAACACCAGCAGCAAGCUCCUCCUGGGCCUCCUUCCUCUGUGCCUGCGCCGGGUCAAGCUCCUUCUCCAGUGCCAAUGAUGGUACCGGGUCCGCCCCAGCUACCUCCUCAGAUGUUCACAACCGCGGCGCAACUUUUAGAUUUGACUGAUAAGAAACUUGUCCUGGUGCUCCGUGAUGGGCGCAAAUUAAUCGGUGUGCUACGCAGUUGGGACCAAUUUGCAAAUCUUGUCCUCCAAGGAACCGUUGAGCGAAUAUACGCCGGGCACCUUUUCGCUGACGUUCAGCGGGGAAUCUACCUGGUUCGCGGAGAGAAUGUGCUCCUACUAGGAGAAAUUGAUCUUGAUAAAGAAGACGAUAUACCCGCAGGCUACCGCCAGGCGUCAUACGACGAAGUCUUUGCACUGAAAAAACGAGAAGAUGAGCAGCGAAAGAAAGGCGAUAGGCGUCGUAGCAACAAAUUACAGGCACUCGGCUUUGAGGCUGAGCAUAGCGGGGAAGUUUUGUUUUAA
Molecule: messenger RNA, 645 nt
Organism: Paracoccidioides lutzii Pb01
Exons: 4
Coding region: 1-645 (214 amino acids)
Biological process (GO): deadenylation-dependent decapping of nuclear-transcribed mRNA
Cellular component (GO): Lsm1-7-Pat1 complex; P-body
Molecular function (GO): RNA cap binding
Source: RefSeq, a predicted model, not a curated record